UGGGAGCAAAAUAUAGUAUUGAGAGAAGGAUUAUUCUUAAAGCUUUGGGGGCUGAGUUAUACAUCACAGAUCCUGCCAAAGGUAUGGACGGUGUGCUUCAGAAGGCCCAAGAGAUAAUAGAUAGAACACCGAACUGUUAUUUUCUUCAUCAGAGCGAAAACCCUGCCAAUCCAAAGAUCCAUUAUGAAUCAACUGGACCUGAAAUAUGGAAUUGUACGGGAGGGAAAGUUGAUAUUUUAAUUGCUGGGAUUGGGACUGGUGGCACAGUGACUGGAAUUGGAAGGUUUCUUAAGGAGAAGAAUCCAGAAAUAAAGGUAUAUGGUUUAGAACCAACCGAAAAUGCAUUUCUAAAUGGAGGACAACUAGGGCCACAUAAAAUCCAAGGAAUUGGUCCUGGUUUAAUCUCACCUGUUCUCGAUCUCAGCAUCCUGGAUGAAGUUCUUCAAGUAUCUAGUGAUGAAGCUAUUGAAACGACAAAGCUUCUUGCAUUGAAAGAAGGCCUGCUGGUAGGAAUAUCAUCAGGGGCUUCUGCAGUAAAAGUAGCAGAAAGGCCAGAAAAUGCUGGGAAACUUAUUGUGCUUAUUGGAAGCACCCCUAUGGUAUAUCUGAACAAAAUCGCGGAAGGUUGUGCUGCCCAAAUUGCAGCCAAAAUGGAGAGAAUGCAACCAUGCUCAAGUAUUAAAGAUAGGGUCGCAUGGAGUAUGAUCAAAGAUGCAGAAGACAGGGGACUGAUUACGCCUGGGAAGACGGUCCUCAAUGAGAUAUCCAGUGGAAAUACUGGCAUUGGUCUUGCAUCUAUUGCAGCAGCUCGUGGCAAUAAACUUGUGAUAGUGAUGGGAGCAAAAUAUAGUAUUGAAAGAAGGAUUGUUCUUAAAGCUUUGGGGGCUGAGUUAUACAUCACGGAUCCUGCCAAAGGUACAGAUGGUGUGCUUCAGAAAGCCCAAGAGAUAAUAGAUAGAACACCUAACUGUUAUUUUCUACAUCAGAGCGAAAACCCUGCCAAUCCAAAGAUACAUUACGAAGCAACUGGACCUGAAAUAUGGAAUUGUACGGGAGGGAAAGUUGAUAUUUUAAUUGCUGGGAUUGGGACUGGAGGCACAGUGACAGGAAUUGGAAGGUUUCUUAAGGAGAAGAAUCCAGAAAUAAAGGUAUAUGGUUUAGAACCAACUGAAAAUGCAUUUCUAAAUGGAGGACAACUAGGGCCGCAUAAAAUCCAAGGAAUUGGUCCUGGUUUAAUCUCACCUGUUCUUGAUCUCAGCAUCCUGGAUGAAGUUCUUCAAGUAUCUAGUGAUGAAGCUAUUGAAAUGGCAAAGCUUCUUGCAUUGAAAGAAGGUCUGCUGGUAGGAAUAUCAUCGGGGGCUUCAGCUGCUGCUGCAGUAAAAGUAGCAAAAAGGCCAGAAAAUGAUGGGAAACUUAUUGUGAUUAUUAUCGCUAGUUCUGGAGAGCGUUAUCUUUCCACUGUGCUAUUUGAUUCCAUUAGAGAAGAGGUGGAAAACAUGACGUUUGAGUAACUUUAUGCUUCUUUGGA
Solanum stenotomum is the source of this 1528-nucleotide messenger RNA. Its product is annotated as cysteine synthase-like. Gene Ontology annotation, molecular function: cysteine synthase activity. The record is from RefSeq and is a predicted model, not a curated record. The transcript is spliced from 17 exons. The coding region runs from base 84 to 1511 and encodes 475 amino acids. NCBI's taxonomy places the organism in Eukaryota, Viridiplantae, Streptophyta, Magnoliopsida, Solanales, Solanaceae. Gene Ontology annotation, cellular component: cytoplasm.